Molecule: messenger RNA, 2351 nt
Organism: Pelmatolapia mariae (spotted tilapia)
Lineage: Eukaryota; Metazoa; Chordata; Actinopteri; Cichliformes; Cichlidae
Gene: abi1a
Product: abl-interactor 1a
Exons: 12
Coding region: 307-1968 (553 amino acids)
Biological process (GO): neuron migration
Cellular component (GO): actin-based cell projection; lamellipodium; SCAR complex
Molecular function (GO): SH3 domain binding; signaling adaptor activity; cadherin binding
Source: RefSeq, a predicted model, not a curated record
UCCUAAUAUAUCUCAAAUACUCUCAAAUACACUUGUUUCUCUUGUUCCUUGUGCUGAAUUAAAAUGAAAUAAAAUCGAGAGUAAAAUGUUCGUACACAAUAUUGCGGAUGUAGUGAUCCUCCUCACUGGUACACACGAUCUUCGCUUUGACGUUACGCCAAAGCGAGGGCAGGCAGGAAUCCCACAAUAGCAGGCAAAGGAGUUUUUUUUUUUUUUUUUUUUUUUUUGAGGCAGAGCUGGGCUGGUGGCUGUUUCAAUCAAAGGAAAGGCAGAGAGGGAAGGGAGGCUCUGCGGAGAGAUGUUAAGAUGGCAGAGCUACAAAUGUUGUUAGAGGAAGAGAUUCCGGCCGGUAAAAGAGCGCUCGUGGAGAGUUACCAAAACCUGACGAGAGUAGCAGACUACUGCGAGAACAAUUAUGUCCAGGCCCAGGACAAGAGGAAAGCUCUGGAGGAAACCAAAGCCUACACCACCCAGUCCCUGGCUAGCGUGGCCUACCAGAUUAAUGCCUUAGCCAACAAUGUGCUGCAGCUGCUGGACAUCCAGGCCUCGCAGCUGCGGCGCAUGGAGUCCUCCAUCAACCACAUCUCUCAGACGGUGGACAUCCAUAAAGAGAAGGUGGCCAGGCGAGAGAUCGGGAUCCUGACCACUAACAAGAACACAGCAAGGACUCAUAAGAUCAUAGCGCCGGCCAAUAUGGAGCGGCCAGUCAGGUACAUCAGGAAGCCAAUUGACUACACUCUACUGGAUGAUGUCGGCCACGGCGUUAAGUGGCUAAAAGCCAAGCAACAUGGAAACAAUCAGUCGAUCAGAGGAGGAACACUAUCGAGGACCAAUCCGCCGACGCAAAAGCCGCCCAGUCCGCCGAUGUCCGGGCGUGGCACGCUUGGACGCAACACGCCCUACAAGACCCUGGAGCCAGUGAAGCCGCCCACGGUUCCCAAUGACUACAUGACCAGCCCCGCCCGACUAGGCAGCCAGCACGGACAGCAGCAGAGCCCCGGGCGCACGGCGUCGCUCAGCCAGAGGCAACGCACGCACAGUGGAAGCAGCGGGGGCAGCGGCAGCAGGGAGAACAGCGGCAGCAGCGGAAUUGGCAUUCCCAUCGCCGUGCCUACGCCCUCCAUCCCCAACUCUGGACCAGUCCCAACCAUGCCUGCUCCCCCGGGAGCCCCUCCGCCUCCCCCACCCCCUCCUCCUCUACCUCCACCUGCUCCUCCUAUGGCCGGGAUGGCCCCUCCAGCGCCACCACCACCGCCGCCACCUCCCAUAGCUGUGGCCCCUGGACCUGGUCUGGGACCCGCUCCAAUGUCCCAGUUUGGAACCAUCUCGCGGCAGAUUUCGCGGCACAACUCUUCCAACUCCUCUGUCUCUAUGGUUUCGGCCACGGGCACCUACCGGCGGGCGCCGUCGGUCACUUCGCAGUUCUCCUUGCAGCAGCAGCAGCAGCAGCAACAGCAGCAGCAGCAGCAACAGCAGCCUCAUAUUAAUGGAGGCACUCCUGGCUAUGGUCAGAACUCAAUGUCUGUCGCUCCUCCUCCUCCCCCCAUGCCCCAGCUGACUCCACAGAUACCUCUGACUGGCUUUGUGGCCAGGAUGCAGGAGAGCAUUGCAGAUACUCCUACUCCACCUCCCCCUCCUCCUCCGGAUGACAUGCCCAUGUUUGACGACUCGCCACCGCCUCCGCCGCCUCCUCCGGUGGAUUACGAGGAGGAAGACGCCGCAGUCGUGCACUACAACGACCCCUACGCCGAUGGAGACCCCCAGUGGGCUCCCAAGAGCUACAUCGAGAAAGUGGUGGCCAUCUACGACUACUCCAAGGACAAGGACGACGAGCUGACUUUCAUGGAGGGCGCCAUUAUUUACGUCAUCAAAAAGAACGACGACGGCUGGUUCGAAGGCGUGUGCAACGGCACCACCGGCCUCUUCCCCGGCAACUACGUGGAGUCCAUCAUGCACUACGCCGACUGAAGGGACCUUUCAGUUAAAGUACAGCAUAUUUAUUCAGUCAUAUCACAAUCCACUGAGAGACUGACAGCGGAAAUCCGACUCCCGAGAUGCAUAACCACGUGAUCCCCCGCCGCCCUUUUUCUUUUGAUAUGACGGAAUGUUUUUUCCCUUACUGAUUGCAAAUAAAAUGACAAAGGUAUAUCUAUUUAGUUAAUUUUGGUGUUAUGGACAGGUGGGGAACAUUUAAGGAAUAUGUAAAAUAAACUUUUUUUUUUAUGAAUUGGACUGCACAUGCUCACACAGUUGAAGGAUGUACGGUGAGAUCUUGCCUGAACAAAAAACUUUGUGAACAAGAGUUUUUAGGUUUUGAUGGAACAAAUAAAAACGUAACGUAAGCACCUUCA